Molecule: messenger RNA, 1305 nt
Organism: Solea senegalensis (Senegalese sole)
Lineage: Eukaryota; Metazoa; Chordata; Actinopteri; Pleuronectiformes; Soleidae
Product: niq CART3-like
Exons: 9
Coding region: 835-1257 (140 amino acids)
Biological process (GO): negative regulation of appetite; cellular response to starvation; adult feeding behavior
Molecular function (GO): neuropeptide hormone activity
Source: RefSeq, a predicted model, not a curated record
GGAGGAGGAGGAGAGAGGAGGUCCGCACGCCGAGACGAUCAGCUGAGCUUCUCCUCAAACAAAGACACAACGACCAAUCAGAUUACAGCUGAGAAACCCACCAAUCCCAGCGUCCCUCUCUUCCCUCCGUUCCCUCCCCCUGAUCAACUGACCUCAGCGGACUCUCUGUCCUUUGUCCCUCCUCCUCCCCCUCCUCCUCUCUGGACAUUUGGAGGGAAAGAGUCCACUGACUCCGCCUCCAGCAUGUUGAUGCUCUGGUACACAUGUGGUUUUCACACAGGCAGCUACAUGACUCAGCAGAAGUUCAGGUCGACUUCUAAAGACUGAGAGCCAGAGAGGAUUAUGGGACGCUGCCUGAACCACUGCACCUUUUCUUUUUCUUCCAAAUUAUUUUUUUUUAUUAUUUAUUUUUUUUAAAUGUCACUUUAGUUGGAAACGCUGCAGCUGUGACUGCAGCAGGAGAGUGGUUUGUGUUCAGAAGUUUGUGUCAAACUAGUUUUGUUUGGACAUUCAGUGUCAAAGUUAUUUUGUUAUUAAACACAUGAACAGAUGUUUGUGCUUUUAUCAUACCGUCAACCCACACGUAGGUCUUAGCCACCAGGGGGCGCCAAAAAAGCCAAACUGUCCCUUUACUAAGAGCUGUGUCCUCAGUGUGUGUGUGUGUGUGUGUGUGUUUGACUCCUCAGGUCAUUCAUUGUGUCCACACUGACGUUUUCAGACCGAGGUCUCACUCUGAGCAGGAAAUUAAAGCCUUUUUUCCUGUUUAGUUUGAUGUAAACAUUGAGAUUGUCAUGGAAACAGAAGUGACAUCACAGCAAAAAAAAAUACUACUGAAUGAACGUGCUGAUUUUAAAAGGUUUGUCUUCUGUCUGUCCCCUCUCUAACCUCAGAGUGUUCAGGAGACAGUCUGAGGCGUCCACCACUGUCAUUCUGUGUCCCUCUGCCUGGUCCAAGUCCACCAGCGUGAUGGUCAAGAUGCUGCUCCUCAGCGCCUCCUGCUGGCUGCUGGUUGUCACAGGCUGCUGCGAGGACGAUGUCUUCAAGACGCAGGAGGAGAAAGAACUGAUUGAAGCUCUACAGGAAGUUCUGGAGAAGUUAAAGAGCAAACAGCUGCCAUCCACAGAGAAGAAACUGGGCUGGCUUCCUUCAUGUGACGUGGGACAGCAGUGUGCGUUGCGUAAAGGUUCCAGGAUUGGGAAACUGUGUUCGUGUCCCGGAGGAACUGUGUGUAACUUCGACGUCCUCAAAUGUGUGUAGAGCUGAGAGACAAACUCCUUCAAAAUAAAGGCAGGUUUUUAAAAAGUC